AUGUGGCUAAUGCAGCGCUUCUUGCUGUGCUUCUUCUUGUCACUUGCCCUCAGUGGUCAGCAUACACUGGGGGCUCCCAGUGAGCCUGGUGUGCUCCACUGUGGGCAGCAGAGUUUUCAGUUCAUGGUUAAGUCUCUCCGCAAGGACAAGAUGAUGCCCGUGUUUGUAGUUUGGGAUAAUCAAGGGCUGCCACACAGGCUGUUGAACAAUUCAAAGUGUGGCAUGUGGAUAAAGGAGGACCCUAGUGGCUCAGUGACAUUGGAAGCCAACUACAGUGGCUGCUACGUCAAGGUGUGGGACUUCCACUACAUCCUGCCAGUUGGGGUGGAAGGAGUGGAUGCAGCUGGAUAUACACCACUGCUGAAGAAGAGGCUCCUCAAGUGUCCUCUUGAGCUACUCUUCCCUUCUCCACACCCAGCCCAACAUCCUCCAGGUGCUGACCUGUGCCACUCUGUGCCCGUGGAGGACAGAUUACCAUGUGUAUCUUCUCCGGCUUCUCAAGGAGACUGUGAAGAGCUGGGCUGCUGCUUCAGCCCUGCAGGAGGAGCCAGUUCCUGUUAUUAUGGGAACACAGUGACCUCACAUUGUAGCCAAGAGGGCCACUUCUCCAUUGCUGUGUCCCGUGAAGUGGUGUCUCCUCCGCUACGUUUGGAUUCUGUGCACCUGGUCCUCGGGAACGGCAGUGGGUGUGAGCCUGUGAUGGUAACCCCUGCCUUCAUCCUAUUCCAGUUUCCAUUUACUUCCUGUGGAACCACAAGCUGGGUCACUGGAGACCUGACAGUGUAUGAAAAUGAGUUAAUUGCCAAUAGGGAUGUGAAAAGUUGGGAUCAUGGCUCAAUCACUCGUGACAGCAUCUUCAGGCUUCAAGUCAGCUGCAGCUAUUCAUUAAACAGUAACACAUUCCCAGUUAAUGUCCAGGUAUUUACCCUUUCACCACCUCUUCCCAAGACCCAGGCUGGAACCCUCACUCUAGAACUUCGGAUUGCUAAGGAUAAGGACUACAGCUCCUACUAUGUGGCUAGUGACUACCCAGUGGUGAAGUUCCUUCAGGAUCCAGUCUAUGUGGAGGUCUCCAUCCUUCACAAGACAGACCCCAACCUGGGGCUGCUCCUCCAGCAGUGCUGGGCUACACCUGACCCCAACCCCCUGCACCAGCUGCAGUGGCCCAUUCUGGUGAAAGGCUGCCCCUAUGUUGGAGACAACUACCGGACUCAGAGGAUCCCUGUUGAGACAGCCUCACGCCUGCCAUUUCCCUCACACCACCAGCGUUUCAGUUUCUCCACCUUCAGCUUUGUAGACUCUGCAAAGGCAAAGCAGGCUCUGAGUGGACAGGUAUUUCUGCACUGCAGCGUAUCUGUGUGCCAGCCUGCAGAGAUGCUACCCUGCAUGGUCACCUGUCCUCCUGCCACUCGAAGAAGAAAAUCUGACCUGUAUUUUGAGAAUAGCACUGCCAGUGUUUCUAGCAUGGGCCCCAUGAUUCUACUCCAAGCUACUGAAGACCCUUUAGAAAAGCCUUAUAAAUCUACAAGUGCUCCUGUGGAUCCCAAAGCCCUGUGGGUGGCAGGAUUUUCUGGCACCUUGAUCAUUGGAGCCUUGUUAGUCUCCUACUUAGCUAUUAGAAGGUGGAAGUGA
Messenger RNA from Octodon degus (degu), 1632 nucleotides. It is a transcript of the gene Zp4, whose product is annotated as zona pellucida glycoprotein 4. Gene Ontology annotation, cellular component: egg coat. The coding region runs from base 1 to 1632 and encodes 543 amino acids. NCBI's taxonomy places the organism in Eukaryota, Metazoa, Chordata, Mammalia, Rodentia, Octodontidae. Gene Ontology annotation, biological process: prevention of polyspermy; binding of sperm to zona pellucida. The record is from RefSeq and is a predicted model, not a curated record. Gene Ontology annotation, molecular function: structural constituent of egg coat; acrosin binding. The transcript is spliced from 12 exons.